AUGUCGGAACAAGCCAUGGACGACGUCUCCAAGUUUUUGCAGGAUGUCAAGGAGAUGAAUGCCCGCCGCACAGAGGAGGACGACGCCCGUCAACGCGAACUUGACGAGAAGAUCCAGCAAGAGAAGCGGGAGCGCCAGGCUCGUCGUGCCGAACGCGCCCGGUCUAUUUCCCCUCAGAAGUCAUCCCCAGCCAAUACCCCACCACCCUCGUCUCAACGCAACACGACUCAGCUUUCCGAUGACCUGAAGCUGUCUUCUCCUGGUCUUGAUCUCACCGGAAGCCCUCGUUCUCGUGGUGCCGCGGUCUCUGAUACCAUGGAAAGCCUAUCGUCGACCUCUCCGACCAAGGAGAACGAAUCCCCCUUCGAUGCCGAUAUCAAGCGAACGAGUGUAACCUCUCCUACCGGCAGCGUACAAGGCGCCCGCCCGCUCUCCUGGCAGAGGCGCCCCAACUCCCAGCAUUCGGAUCGGUCCAAGAGCCGUCCUUUGUCAGUGGUUGCCGCCGAGAAUGCUGCCAGGACCUCACCAAACCCCGUCUCUGACCCUUCAUCUGCCACCGAGCAGACCUUCUCCAAGGAUCAGAUUGCUCAGGCAUUGGGAUCCAAAGACCCAUCUUGGUUUCGCCAGACGGCCGACCGAGCCAGCGUUGGGUCAGCCGCCAAUCGCAAGAGCCAAGUGGAGGAUACCGAUACCACUGACAUGUCGUCGAUGCGCGCCCAUCAGCUUCCCGGCAUGAGCCGCAGCUCUUCCACUGAUCUCCCCCCGGAGCAGUCGAGCCCGACAAAAGAAAACAGACUGGGCUCCCCUUUGUCGUUGACCAGCGCACAGAGACUCGACCCCCCGGCUGAGAUUUCCUCCGAACCCGACAACCCGGCCAGACGGUCGUCGGUCUUGUCGUCAGGAUCGGGUCGCAUGUCGCCCACGAGACCUGUCUCGCCUACAAAGGGCAUGGGCGGCUUCGUCCAAAGUGCCAUGAUGAAGAGAUCAGACAGCGUAAAAAGAUGGAGUGUGACCUCCCCCACCGGCCUUGUACGCGCCGACUCUGCCGCCUCCACCCGGGCUGGUGAGUCUCGUUCACGACCACAGAGCAUGGUCAUCCGUGAUGGUGCAGCCACACCCACUAGCAUGUCUCGUUCCCUUUCUCGCCCUGCAUCUCGCCAUGCCUCUCGCCCUGCUUCUCGUCAUGGGGCUCAGGAGGAAGAAAGCGAGGUGGAAACCACCCCUAAAGCGCUUGCCGUGGACCCUAAACCAGAGCCGAAGCCAGCCGCCGAGGAGAAUGAGGAAAAGGAGGAGAAAGUAACACCGCCAUCCAGCCCGUCAAAGACUUUGGAUACUAGGAGAUGGAGCCCCACCAAGGCCAGUUGGCUGGAGACUGCGUUGAACAAGCCAGAAACGUCGAAGCCGAAGCCACCACCCACGGCAAACCAACCCGCCUGGAUGGUCGAGCUCAACAAGGCGAAGGCACACAAGGCCGCCAACCCAAGCGCCGAUCUGGGCCGGACCGGUUCUGUAUCGUCGCAAAAGCACGAAGUCAAUAUCGGUGGCCUCAUGCGAUCGUCGCCAAUGGGCGGCCAUAAUUCGAAGCCUUCUGUGAGCGGUCUAAAGGGCAUCUUCUCGUCGCCUACCGAAUCAUCUCAUCGGUCUAGUGGUAGCAUCAGCGGAGCCAACUUCCGCAAUAGCCAGAUCAAGAGCCCAACAAGUGACGACAAGCCGGAGGGAGAGGAAAGUACCGGAGAUAUACCGAAGCGAUUUUCGGCCAGCGACAGUCCUGCUGUAGCUAAAGUUAAGCCUGAGACACCUCCGAAGAAGGACUUCCGUGCCAGUCUCAAAUCCCGAAACCCCUCUGGCGAUGCUGGAGGCUCUAAAGAGCAGCCCAACGAGCUGCAAAAUGUCUUUGGUAACUUGCGCCGGACAAAGACCCAGAAUUACGUUGCGCCAGACGAACUCAAGAACAAUAUCACGCGCGGUAAAGCCGGUUUGAAUAUCACUGGCGGACCGAAGCCGAGCGAGCGUAAAGACGAGUUCAAGGAUGCAAUCUUGAAGAAAAAGGAAGAUUUCAAGGCUGCUCAAGAACAAGGCAGGGGCAUUGCCCGCAGUAAAUCCAACGCGGCUGAUAAGCCGGUACCCGAGGCUCUCCUGAAGAGAGCUGAAUUCAGCAAAUCCCUUUCUUCCAGACCAACCACUGUGGACUCGGACUCUACGAUCGAGCACCGCAAAUCUGUCAGCGGGCGGCCAACAUCACUGUCGAAGAAUCAGCAAAAGGAUGAACUAAGUGAGGCUGCUGCCACGGUGAAGUCCCCUACUGAAUCCGUCACUUCUCCAACACUCCAGAAGGAGACCAGUGCACCGGCCCGCUUGCAAGGGCGCGCUGCAGCCGGAGGACUGGCGAACCGCUUCAAUCCCGCGCUUGCGGGCCUAUUGGCCCGCGGCCCGCCGCCGAUGGCAUCAAACGGAGGCAAAGACGACCAAAAGCCAGAGGGCUCUGGCGCUUCGGCUACUGAGCCAACAGCUCCCGGUCCGCAAUUGACGCAUAUGACUAAGGGCCGUGCUCGCGGUCCGAAGAGAAAAGCACCGUCUUCGAAAGGCCAGUCCACAGGCAGCCCAGCGCCGGCUACUGAAUCAAAACCAAGCCCUGCGGUGGCAUCACCAGUCAAGGAAGAGGCACCCGUUAUGGCUGAGCAAUCUCCAAAGAGCCCCGAGAAGGAGGCGCCGCCGUCGAUUCAUGCCCAAGUGGCAGCUCAGGCAGCCCUCAAAAGCAGGCCCGCUCCCCUCAAACCCUUCAGCAAGCCUGCUGAGGAGCCUGAGAAGCCUGCUGAGAAGUCCCCCGAGAAACCAGCUGAAAAGUCUGCUGAGAAGCCAACCUUCAGCCCUAAGGAUGCAGAGCCUGUGCCCACCCGUAGAGCUCGCUCACCCACCAUGAAACUUCAAGCUUCUCCUAUCAAACUUCAAGAGGAGAAGCCGACCGAGCCUACUUCUCAGCCCACCUCGCCCAAAAAGCUGGAUAUGAAGAGAAUGUCGAGAUUUUUGGAUGACAACAGCCCAUCAAGCCCCAAAGCUGAAAGUCCCAAAAGGGCCGAGAGUCCUAAGAGGGUUGAGAGCUUCAAGAGAGCCGAGAGCCCCAAGAGAGCCGAGAGCCCCAAGAGAGUUGAGAGCCCGAAGAAUGCUGAACCCCCCAAGAACGAGAGUCCUGCUUCAACGCCGAGCAUUAAGCCCAAGCCGGUCUUUGAGAAGCCCCCAAGCCCAGUAGCACAAAAGUCUGAGGAGGUUUCUCCCGUCAAGAAAUUCGGACGGCCUCUGCCGGAACCCACGCCUAGCCCCGCAAAACAGUCGUUUUCAGAGACUCGCGAGGAACCUGUGGGCCCUGCUAAGACGUUCGGCCGGCCUUUGCCUGAUCCAACUCCCAGGUCUCCGAUUCGGUCUCCACCGCCGAACGAGUACAGUCCUCAUGUGGCCCCUCUUAGAAUCUCAAGACCCAGCUCGCCCCAGAAGAUGUUUAACGACAAAGUAGACAGCGACCCUGUCGUAUCUGUCAAGAAUGCUACCGCCAUGUUCGGAGGGUCCGUCGUACACUCACCGCCUUCGGUCAAGUCGCCUCCUCCCAUGAAAUCGCCUCCCCCUGUUAAGUCACCAAUGCAGUCGCCGCCUUCCGAGACAAAGUCGCGGUUUGACAGCCCAGCACCACCCGUUGAAAGGACUAGCACCCCCAAGGCUGCUGCCAGGCCCCUGCCGCUCCCGCCUAAGCCAUCAUCCCCAACGCCAGUGGCAUCGCCAGUGCGAUCACCGACUAAGCAGUUGUCAGACGUGUCCACCGUGCUGGACGACUUCUUCGGCACACCGCGUCCGCAGAGGGAGUAUCAGCUCGACACCGCCGAGGUUUUGAUGAACAAACCCCGUGCUCGCAACAUUCAUGGCCAGGGAGCGCGACUCUUCCAAAUGACCGGUGACGGAAAGAAGAUUCCUGUCCCGGCACACAACGAGCGUAUCCUAUUCGAACGCGAGAUGUACAUCUGCUCUUACACCUUUACCAAUGAGGCUGGAAAGAAAGCAACGGAAGUGUACUUCUGGGCUGGUGAUGAGGUGCCAGAAGCAACGGUGGAAGAUGCCGCUCUUUUCGUGAACCGUGAAGCCAGAUCUCUUGGCGGAAGAGUUGUCAAGAUGCGCCAGGGCAGAGAGACACCAGAGUUCAUCUUGGCGCUUGGAGGUAUGGUAAUCACUCGCCGGGGCUCCAGCACAAAGUAUGACUCUUUAGCACCAAGUAUGCUCUGCGGUCGUCGCAUCCUUGGCCAACAUACUUUCGUCUUUGAUGAAGUCGACUUCUCCUCGUCGAGCCUCUGCUCCGGAUUCCCCUUUUUGAUCACGACGUCAGGAAAGUGUUACCUGUGGAAGGGUAAAGGUAGUGAUGUGGAUGAGCUCAGCUGCGCCCGUCUCAUUGGUAUGGACUUGACUUUGACGGGCGAGCUCCUGGAAGUUGAAGACGGCAGCGAGCCGGACAGCUUCUGGGAUAUCUUCCACGGCGGCUCAAAGCCUCAUUCGGCGGACCACUGGCGCUUGAAGCCCAACUACGACAAGUACUGCCAAAGACUGUUCCGGUCUAAUGCGGCUUCAAAGCAGCAGAUCGUCGAAAUUGCUCCAUUCACUCAAGCCGAUCUUGAUCCCUCCGGAAUCUACGUCCUGGACGCCUUCUUCGAGAUGUACAUCAUCGUCGGCAGAACUGCACAGAGUCAAUACAGCUCUUUCCGCAUCGCCCUCGACUUCGCGCAGGAGUAUGCUAUUCUGGCCAGCGGCAUGGAGGACCGCCCCUUCAUCCCCAUUUCGACGGUUGUAUUGGAGGGCAUCCCCAAGGACCUUAAGAGCGUGUUCCGCAAGUGGCGUGACGAGGCCAGCCCGACCAUCAUGCCCCAGAGGAAUGCGGGUAGUCCCUUGAAGCGUGGAAGGAGUCUGCGCGUUGUACCCCUUACGCAGGCGCUCCAGGCGCUUAGUGAGUAA
Messenger RNA from Colletotrichum truncatum, 4986 nucleotides. RefSeq names its product gelsolin repeat protein. Lineage: Eukaryota; Fungi; Ascomycota; Sordariomycetes; Glomerellales; Glomerellaceae. The record is from RefSeq and is a predicted model, not a curated record. Gene Ontology annotation, biological process: barbed-end actin filament capping; actin filament severing. Gene Ontology annotation, molecular function: actin filament binding; phosphatidylinositol-4,5-bisphosphate binding.